Messenger RNA from Toxotes jaculatrix (banded archerfish), 1533 nucleotides. It is a transcript of the gene chrm5b, whose product is annotated as cholinergic receptor, muscarinic 5b. NCBI's taxonomy places the organism in Eukaryota, Metazoa, Chordata, Actinopteri, Toxotidae. Gene Ontology annotation, biological process: adenylate cyclase-inhibiting G protein-coupled acetylcholine receptor signaling pathway; chemical synaptic transmission; G protein-coupled receptor signaling pathway, coupled to cyclic nucleotide second messenger. Gene Ontology annotation, cellular component: dendrite; synapse; plasma membrane. Bases 1 to 1533 code for a protein of 510 amino acids. The transcript has a single exon. The record is from RefSeq and is a predicted model, not a curated record. Gene Ontology annotation, molecular function: G protein-coupled serotonin receptor activity; G protein-coupled acetylcholine receptor activity.
AUGGAUUCUCCAAACAGCACUUUUGGCAACACAUCACACGUCCAAGCUGCUCCUCACAGCCUUUGGGAGGUUAUAACCAUCGCUGCAGUGUCGGCCAUUGUCAGCUUGAUAACUAUAGUUGGUAACGUGCUGGUGAUGCUGUCUUUCAAAGUAAACAGCCAGCUGAAGACCGUAAACAACUACUAUCUGCUGAGUUUGGCGUUCGCUGACCUCAUCAUAGGAGUGCUCUCCAUGAACUUGUACACCACAUAUAUACUGAUGGGUUACUGGUCCUUGGGGAACCUAGCAUGCGAUCUCUGGCUUGCAGUGGAUUACGUAGCCAGCAAUGCCUCAGUUAUGAACUUACUUGUCAUCAGCUUUGACAGGUACUUCUCCAUCACAAGGCCGCUGACUUACAGGGCAAAGAGGACUCCAAAGAGAGCUGCCAUCAUGAUAGGCCUUGCAUGGCUGGUGUCUUUUGUCCUCUGGGCGCCACCCAUUCUGUGCUGGCAGUACUUUGUAGGAGAGAGAAAAGUGCCUCUGGACCAGUGCCAGAUCCAGUUUUUAACUGAGCCUGUGAUCACAUUUGGGACAGCCAUUGCUGCUUUCUACAUCCCAGUCUCUGUUAUGACUAUCCUGUACUGUAGGAUCUACAAGGAGACACAGAAACGGACCAAAGAUCUGGCAGAGCUUCAAGGGCUUGCAACAGAAAAUGUUCCAGAGGGGACUAAACCACAGAAAACUAUUAUUCACUCUUGCUUUCAUUUCACCAGAGAGAGGAGAGACCGGAGUCAGGCCUCCUGGUCCUCAUCUAACCAAAGUAACGCCACAAAGACCACCACUAGGUCAGACGAGGCCUGGGUGAAAACAGACCAGAUCACUUCCUUUAACAGCUACACCUCAUCCGAGGAGGAGGAGCACCAUGUUUCAAUAGAAACCCCAGAGGGAUCUUUCAAAGAGCAAGGUAGUGGGCAAAGUAAUAAGAAUGGUCAGGUGAGUGAUUACACAGAAGAUCGGUAUUUUUCCACUCCUCAAAAAAAGCCCAGUAAAAAGUGCAUCUCUUAUAAGUUCAAACCUGGCUCAAAGGGUAAAAAUGGAAAUCCUCCACCUGCAGCGCCCUGCCCGUCAGAGGCAGAGCAGCCUGCCAAAAAUGCCUCCCCCUCCUCCUCCUCCACCACCUCCAAGCCCAUGGACCCUGCCCUGAAGAACCAGAUCACCAAGAGGAAGAGGAUGGUGCUGGUGAAGGAGAAGAAGGCAGCCCAGACUCUCAGUGCAAUCCUCCUGGCCUUCAUCCUCACAUGGACGCCAUACAACAUCAUGGUGCUCAUCUCCACUUUCUGCACCGAGUGCAUCCCUACGUCCCUCUGGCAUCUGGGCUACUGGCUGUGCUACGUCAACAGCACCAUCAACCCCAUGUGCUACGCCCUCUGCAACAAGACCUUCCAGAAGACCUUCCGCAUGCUUCUGCUCUGCCAGUGGAGGAGGAGGAGGAGAGGCGAGGACAAGCUGUACUGGUGUGGACAAAACCCAAACGUCAACAAUAAAAUGACUUGA